This is a messenger RNA of Xyrichtys novacula (pearly razorfish), 15530 nucleotides long. NCBI's taxonomy places the organism in Eukaryota, Metazoa, Chordata, Actinopteri, Labriformes, Labridae. The record is from the annotation of a GenBank genome assembly.
AUGGCUGACCCCUACCAAAACAACGCAUACCACCAGGGAAUGGGAGACGGUUACGGGACAUAUGGAGAAGGCGGCGGCCAUGAUGGAUAUGGUUACCAGGCAGACUACCCUCCACAGGAAGAGGAUGCAGCGAGUGAUGCUACUGAAGGACAUGAUGAAGAAGAUCAGAUGUACGAGGGAGAAUAUCAAGGGAUCCCACAUCCAGAUGACGUGAAGGCUGCACAGAGAGCUGCACGGUGAGAAACAGAGAAUGUAUCCAAGACUACUGGUCUUAAGGUCGUACUGUUAUCUAUUUCACCCUCAAUCAUAGAUUCACAAAGUUAGAGAAGUUCUCUCAAUCUGUAGAGACUCUGCUCUGGAUUAGCUGAGGAAAACACAUAUCUAUUAUAUUUUUUCCAUCCUUCUUUUUCUUUCCUUUUCCUCUUAAUAGGACUAAAAGUCACACAGCGAGCAGUGCAGCUUCUGAGCUUGCAGAGUUAUCUGAACAGUACGAGGACAUCAUGGAGGACUGUGGACACGGCAGGUUCCAGUGGACGCUCUUCAUGGUGCUGGGCCUCGCCCUGAUGGCUGAUGGAGUAGAAUGUUUCGUGGUCGCCUUUGUUCUGCCGUCUGCAGAAAAAGAUCUGUGUCUGUCCAACGCAGAGAAAGGAAUGUUGGGUAAGGGCUUUAAUGAUUUAUUGUUGUGUGUGGUGUCAUUGUGAGGAGAGUUUUUGUGCUGCUAUCAGCAGAUUAGAGUUGUGUUUUGAUGUCCUGAUGUGAUGGUUCUCUGUAGUUGGUCUAAAGCUGCCUGGAGAGAAGAAAAAAGCUGCCUGUGUGUCCUUUUGAGAUUUUGACAAAGAAACACAUCGAUGAGAUGCUUUAAACAACACAUGAUCAUUUGCAUGCAGAAAAUGUCUGACCUACACAAAAGAAGUGAGUGUUCAUUAUUUCUGGGAGGCCAUUUCUAGCAUUCAAGGCAGAGUGCAUAAGCAGCAUUUGAGGGUCAAAGGUCAAACCAAGGAUUGCAAAUUGAAAAAAAAAAAAACAUUAAAUACAUAGAGCCCAUUUAAAAGAUUUUUUCUUCCCUCAGUUUCAUGCUGUACAAAACUGUUCUUGUUUGAUUUUGUAGACUUAUGCUGCUGAGAAGGGACGGCUUUAGAACAUCACCUCUAAUCUGACAGAUAAAUCACAAACAAAACCUCUGUUAGGUACAGCAGCACAUUUCUUUGUGUUGGCAGCUAAGGAUCCUCAGAGCCUCUCUUUAUCUUCCUCUCCUCUUUCAUCUUCUCCUCCCUCACACCCCCUCAGUUCUCCCACCUGUCCUCGCUUUGGUCCAGAGGCGUGAUUUCAACAGGACUGUGUUUCUUUGUUUGUGUGAGUCAGCAGACACCGUCAGAGUGAUCGAUUCUCUGACCUUGGAAAGAGCUGAACAGUAUUUCAGAGACAAAGUUUGGAAACAGAUGUAAAUCAUAGCCAUCCUUACUAAGCUAAAGGGCCAUAAGCCAAAGUUUGGUUGCAGUGAAAGCCUGCACGUGGAUUUAUGUUGGAGUGAUGUGUGUCUUUUUUAAGUAUGCAGACUGGGUUUUGUAUUUUGAGAACCGGUAAGAUUAGUCGCGCAGUCAGCUCUCCCCUGUUGCAUGGCCAUCUGCAGACUGGGCUGUACCGCUGCCAGCAUGCCGCUCUCUGGCACAAGUUAGGGUUACACUUGGCUGAGGCAAAAGCACAAUGCUCAUCAAGGUCUUAAAAUUUCCAAAUCAAAAUGAACAGUGUGCUGUCAUUGGUGUAUGAAAAUCAACUUGGCUGUCUAAAACGACCAGAUGAAAAGAUGGCUUGUGUCAGGUAUUGAUGCACAAAGUUACACUGCUUGGAGGUUACUAUUACAAGUGCUCGACUACCAUUUCAGACUGACUGAAAUCAUUGCCAGAUGAAAAAAGUGCUAAAGCUUUUAAGUCAUAUGUUGUAUUUUUUAAAGCUCCUGAAAGGAAUGUUUAAUGUGUAUUGUUUUGGCACCCCCUUUGGGCAAAGCAAACUUUGCUUACCUUUCUCUCUUUGCUUAAAUAGAGUCUUCUGACUAAAAGAAACAUUAUUCUGACUUCAACAGUCACAAUCGUCAUUUAUUGUUAAAAUUUUUUGGUGAAUACUGCAAAAGCAACUGCUUGACACCUAACCACCCAUACUGGUUUCAGACAUUAAAAAUGGCAAUAAAAAAAUCAUCAGUCUUGUUUGUGAUGUUCUUGUUUGCUUCCAUGUAUCUUAAGUGGGAAGUAAAUUGACUUUCAGUCUAUUUCAUAAAUGAAAAAAAAAAGUUUGGGUCCUACAUUACAUAUGAGGGGUCAGUAAAUUAAAAAGUUUUAUCAUUGCAGUUUAGCCUUAUACUGUUUGUUGUUUUGGGUCAUUUGCUGAAAUGACCCCAAAAAAUGACAAAAGUGUGUUUUUUAUAUGAAAUAAAGUACCCAGUGUGUAAUAGGUUAAAGAUACAGCAGGGAGUGUUUAAAAAAUAAUUAUAACAAGAAUAAAGGAGUAAAUUUUGUAGGCUUGAAAACAAUGAUCAAUAUCCCUUUUCCUUAAACAAGUAUCUCUUACAUUUGAGUCAGUAGGUUUAUUAAUUAGUUCAUCUAUACAUGCUGGAUGUUGGACUUUGAUUCAUCUUCUAACAUCGAGGCAGGAGAAUGAUUUAUGAAGCAGGAAAUUCGUUUUUGAAAAUAUUUUUUCGAGAACAUUUACAGAUUUUUUUCACUUUUCAUUUUUGUGGUUUAUGCCAUCCUCCCAUCAGUGAAUGUUGGAUCUAUACGGUUCUUUUCUUGUGCAAAGGAACCCAAUGCACAGACAUCAGAAGUAAUUUCACACUUAACUUACUUAUAUUUAUGAACGUCAUGAAGAUAUGGUCCUUUUUCUAUCUUGUGAAACAGGCAGGUUUGUCACAGCCACCAGCCAAGCUGAGGUGGGAGGGUGUGAGCUCUGAGGAUGCUGGUUGUUGGUUGUUGUUAGCAUCACAACCUCUUUUUGGUGAUGAAAUGCUUGGUUACCAUUUUGAAUUGAUUCUCAUAUCACUCAUACAAUGUCUGCUAGCAGACUUUAAGCAUUAGGUAGUAGGAUGAGUUAAAGCUGUAGUGGGUAACUUUUGUCACCCCCAAGAGGAUUUCUGCGUUAUUACAAGACAGCCAGCAUCUCAAUAUGAUGUAUGCACAUCACACACAGAAACACUCACCAGACACAACAUACUGUUCAUCACUUUACACAAAGUAAUACUGGCUACAAAAUGUGUACUGCUCUGCAACACGGGCUACACACCUUGUAACUUGCUGCUCGUUAGGCUAACAUUACACAAUGUGGUGAAGACUAGGCUGCUAACAGUACAUUACAUACAUAGCACCAUUUCCAAGAAAAUAAUAAAGUACUCGGUCCAGUACAUGUAACAGCAACACAUCCUGCUCAUAAUGAACAGACUCACUUACAUCGGUGUCAGACCUCAAUCUAAUCUCCUCUUUCAGAGCUCUCCAUCGAGGAAAAGCAACACCGAUGCAAAUCCACAUUAGUCUUCUCUGUUUGUGUCUCUCUUUCUUCGCCAACAGCCCUUUACCAAACGGGAUAGCUUUUUCUUUUUAGUAGGAUCAACUUCUGAACCUCUUGGUCACUUUUACAGGUUCUCUGCCAUUUUGCUUCUAGCAGCUCUCUCCUUCCCCCUUUCUUCUCGUUGUCAGGUAACACCAAGUAUAACGCGUCAUUUCCUGUGAGUCAGCGCAGGAAUGUCACCACCGACACCAAAUACAAAAAGAACAAAAACUGAAAAAUACCAUGAGUUGUUAGAGGAGCCUAAUGGCUUAAUCAGCAUUGUAUUAGCUCCUCUCGUAGUGGCUUGGGUGAAAUGGAUAUUCACAGACAUGUAGAAGUUACGCACGAUAGCUUUUAAGACCCUGUAAGGAACUUUCUGCUUGUGUUGAUUUUAGCAACCUAAGCGAACAGGAUUUAUUGUUGCUGAUAACUCAUCAAAAACUCCCCACAGUAGCUUUAAUGUGUGCUUAUUAAUUGUAUUAUCUGUUGGCAGGUGUUUGAGAUCUAUUAGUCUGACAGGAGUAAGGCGUAUUCCAGCAUCUUGAAUAAUUAGAAAGAGGUAUAUGAAAACCACAGGAGGAGAAAUCCUCCCUCUUAUUUGUACCCUGGAUAAACCACAACUCAUGAUGCAAAGAUGGCCUUUGUUAAAACAACAGAUCUUACUCGUUGUAGAUGUCACCUUUCCAGCCUUUUCAACAUUGAUCUCACUGUUUUCAGUUUUCUCGUCAAAUCUGCUUCACUGUUAAUGUUGACCAAACUUGACUGUGACUGGACAUUCAUGACUUUAAGACUGAAUUGUAAAACUUGAGAUGACUGGCCCUUAGAACAGUCCGAUAUUUACUAACUUUUUUUAAAAGGACUGUAUGCCUGCCUGUUAUUGUUGUGUGCGCUCACCUGUGUUCUCUCUUUCUCUCUCUCUCUGUGCAGGUCUGGUGGUCUUCCUCAGCAUGAUGGUGGGAGCGUUCUUGUGGGGUGGACUGGCGGACAAAGUUGGUCGUCGGCAGUGUCUGAUUGUGGCGUUGGCCAUAAACUGUAUCUUUGCCUUCCUGUCCUCCUUUGCUCAGGGCUAUGGCUUCUUCCUCUUCUUCAGGCUGCUGUCCGGCAUCGGGUAAUUCUCUCAAACGCUCACAAUGUAGUAACCACAAAUAUGAUACUGUAUGAUUUUAUAUGGUACGAUACAAUAAGAAUUGGUGAUGUUUCCUUUGCCUGUAGUUAACAGUAGGAAGUAACCUAAACUAAAUGGCUUUGCAAGAUCUUGCAAAAGUUUUUCCUAAUAACCCUUUUUUGCUUCCAUGUUCUUUAAAAAGCUCUGUAUCAAAACUUUGGAGGACCAGAAAAAAAAAUUAGUUUUUUUAGGUGCAGUUGGGGAAUGCAUGCUUUUUGUAUCUCAAACUUCAUCUUCCAGAGUGUAGGUGAUCUUGUUGAGAUGAUUCAUACCACUGGCACCAUUAUAUGGCACAGCUGUGAAUAUUGAGAAUACAUUGUGAAUUGACUAUAAAGCACACUCAGGUCAAAGGAUUUUAGAUGUACUCAAGAGCCACCAAUGCGAUAAUUUGCUAUGGCAGCAUCUGUCUGCCUUUCAGAGGCUCGAAAAGUGUCAUACCGUGUUUUCUGCCAUUAAUGCAGCUUUUGUCAAUAUGGAGAUCAGCUAACAAAUCAAGCCCUACACAGUUCACGUUCAGAGUGCGGUUCAUGUUUCAUUGCAGUGAUACAGCAAAGUGUUCCUUCUCAGAAUAACUAUAGUCCCCAGAGAGCCUCACUGACUCAGAAACGAGGUCACAGAGUGAGCACAGCACAGUGGAAGUGAUACACAGUUUGCACCACAAAAACUGUUUGUCUUAUAGGCAGAUAAUUCAUCAUCAGGCAUGCUCUGUUCUGCAUAUAGCAUGCAGAAAUACAGUAUGUAGCAUGCUUUUUGCUCGAACAUGAGAAGGGGUGUAACGAAAUAGUCAACUUACCAAAUGAUACGAGGCUCACGAUACAAAAUACUCACAAUGCGAUAUAAAUAUAUAUCUGUGGGUGCAGCUGAUGAUGCGUUUUUUGGUCUUUUAAAAUCCCUCAUCCUCAACAAUGAAAAUGGUUUCAUAUCACAGUGUUUUCUCUUUUGCUUACCGACUAGAAGCUAGAAGCAGUACAGUGAAUGACUUCUGGAAAGUUGUUUAAUGUUUUGAUAACUGUUUUUAAGGCAGUGAAGGCAACGUUAGCUUGUCUCUGUGAUAGCAUAGUUAAUGGCAUCAAUAGAGUUUGAAUAAAGUACAUUUUAGCAUCAUUUUCUUGCCUCAUUGAUUGAAAGCCAAAAUUACUCCACACAAGCGACUUCUGAGUCAACCAAGUUUCCAUUGGGGGUUAGCAGUAGUACAAUAUCCCAAUAUCUGUAAUUUGCUGAAUUUUUCUCUCACUUUUGAAGAUUAAAACAUGGAGCCUGUUAGAGAUGAGAUCCCACACAUCAAAUGGUACCAUCAAAUGUCAACAUAAAUAGGGUGUGCACUCAAGAGAAAAGCUGUUGCUUUCAGACUAUGUUGGUGAGGGUAAUGUUAGCUUGUCUCUAUGAUAGCAUUGUUAAUGGCAGGUCAUGUUGUAGUUUGAAGAGUUUGAAGAUUUACUUUUAUAAUCAUUUUCUUGCCUCAUUGUUUGAAAGCCAAAAUGACUCUGCACAAUCGACUUAUGAGUGGAUGAAGUAUCCAUCGGGGGGUAGCAGUAGCACAUCAUCUGUGAUCGCAGACAACUCACUACUAGUAGUACUGUUAAUACUAGUUGGUGGGUACUCGCGCUAGUGACAGUUCAGUUUCAAGAUACAGAAUAAAGAUUUUUUUUAAAUAUAUUUAUAUGUUUAUAUUUAUAUUUAUAUUAAUAAUAUUAAUAUGGGAAGACAGCAGGAAAGAGGGGAUACAUACGUUAGUUUCCCAGCCAAAAUGGGAUAUUUGCCAGCUAUGCCUCAGAGGGUAUAGUAAAUCCAGAAAUAACAGUCUUUAUGUAUCAAACAGUUUUUCUAAUAAAAACCACCCAAAAGACAAUAUUGUUAUUCACAAUUUUUAAUUAGUUAGAUGAACUGAUUACAACACUCCAUUAUCAUGUUCCCUCACUCUUUGUCUCUUUUUCCUUGUUGGGUCUCUUUGUUUUCAGUAUCGGUGGCACAGUCCCAAUCGUGUACUCCUAUUUCUCUGAGUUUCUUAAGAUGGACAAAAGAGGGGAGCAUCUGUCCUGGUUGUGUAUGUUUUGGAUGAUUGGUGGAAUCUAUGCUUCAUUCACAGCCUGGGGAAUCAUACCCAGAUAUGGUAAGACACUUGAAUAAAAAAUGAACUUCACACAGAACAGCUUUUGACCUAUUCCCUAAAACUCCUCUGAUUUCACCUGUAAGCUGAUGGUGACUGGAAAUAAAGUUUGAGUGAACAUCAGGUUUUUGAUCCAUGUCCUCUGUGUAUGGUUAUUUACUCAGGUUGGGGUUUCAGUAUGGGCACUGAGUUCCAGUUCCACAGCUGGCGGGUGUUUGUCCUGGUUGCUGCUCUUCCUGCAAUUGCCUCUCUGGUUGGACUCACCUUCAUGCCUGAAAGCCCUCGCUUCCUCCUGGAGGUGAGACGGUAUAUAUUUUAAUCACUCUGAUGAUGUAUGGACGUGGUAAAAACCCAUAGGUCUCCGUUCAAAUGGAUCUGAGGAAGUUAUUAAACCUGAACCAUCCUGUGAUUAUGAUUAUGUGUGCUGAUAUAGAAUGCCAAGCACGAUGAAGCCUGGAUGAUCCUGAAGCAGGUCCAUGACACCAACUGGAGGGCUAAGGGACAGCCUGAAAAAGUAUUCACUGUAAGUGCUAAAUCUGUAUAAAUAAGGGCUGUACAGAGACAACAUUGUCUGUAUCUGUUGCUGUAUUUCAUUACAGUGGGUGUGGGUUACACCAGAUUUUUGAAAUUCCCUAACAUAAUGCCAUAAAAGAUAAGAACUAAGAUUAAAGGAAGUCAUGUUCAUCCUGGCAUUACUUUGGCUUUAACUUAACCAUGGAAUACUACUCAGUUUUUCACGGAUAAUUAGUGAAAAUUGGAUGAAACAGAAUGGCUUUGCCUCUUAAAUAGUUGAAAAAACCUGAGUUUUGGCUCAGUUAAGUAAAUUAAAUUGUUAAAAAGUAAAGUUUUCGAGCUAAAUUCUAACAUGAAGUUUAUGGGUGUUUUAAUGCCUUUUACAUUAGUGGGAGGCACUGAUGGAUAGAUAUGUGUGCAGCCCUCUGCCAGAGAUAUCUUUUGUUAGGUAAGGUACGUUAAUUUACGGUUACUUUGUACAUUCGUUUAUAUGUGACCAAAUUAGCAAUACAAAGGAGAUUCUUUUUUAUAACUAUGAUCAGCCUUUCAGAGCAACACAAAGAGUUUUACAUCCAUGAUGACCAACACAAUGGUAAAUACAAUUUAUUCAAUCGCACAGAGUGAAUUUUUAUUUUCUAUUAUUGGUGAGAGAAGUGGAGGUGUAUAUUUUUAACUUGGAUGUCUAACUUGGUUUUAUAUACUCCUGUUCAUAUUCUUAUUUUAUUUACAUAAUUAUAAUUCCUUGCUUUUAUUUGUAGAAAGUAUAUCAGAAUUAUGUGUUUGAUGUGGUGCUGUAAUGCUGAAUACCAGCACAGCCUGUAGCCUUAAACCCCUGACUUAACUACUGCUGGGUUUGAAAGUGCAACCUCAUAUGUGAUAUUUCUUUUAUCCAACAGAAACAAAAUAUAUUAGUCGACACUAAAGAGCAGAUCAUAAUUUGAUUAAACUGCCCUCCUAAUACUCAGGGUUUAGAUUGCCACUUCAUCACAGCCUCCUCUCAAAACUGUUUUGGUGUUGUGCGUCUGUGUUUGUACGUAUGAGAGCAGCUGUCUUUUGGUUUUGUCACGUUCACAUAGAUAAUAUUUUUAUGCUGUUUCCUAAGAAUUCACCUGAACAAAGACCACAUAUUUUUUCUUUGUUUGUCUGUUUGUUUUCAGGUGACUCAUAUUAAGGCUCCCAAGACUGCUGAAGAUGAGUUUAUUGAGAUCCAGGCUGCUACAGGGACAGCUGUACAGAGAUGGGCUGUUCGCUCUCUAACACUGAGUAAACUGGUAUGUAAACACAUCCAACAAGGGAGCGCACAGCUGCUGGCAGCAUGUGGGUUCAGUGGUUGAGACUGUGGUUAGGAAUAAGGCCUCAGAGGAGGGGGAUUGUGGGCUUUAUUUCUUUCCCUAUUAGUCCUUUUACCUCUAGAGUUCCUGAGACUAUCAGACCACAGGAAAAAAUUCAAUUAAGGGGCAAUCUUUACUGCUGCACUCUGCCAGGACAUGAUUUGAUUUUAUAUAUUUUAUACUAAGCGAUGGUGACCCGUUUCUUUUUUAACCUGUGGGUUAUUGUCCAUUUAGGGGGGCAUGUGUUUUAAAACCUCAGUUUGGCACCCUUAAAGGGAUAUUCCGGUGUGAAAUUAAGUUAUGGUCACACUGUAACACAGAGUUCGACACCCCCUCGAGAGAUGAACGUUGCCAACUGCUUGCUUCUCUCGCUAUACUAACUUUAGCAAUGACCCCAGGAUAGCAAUACACAGUGGUAAAGUGCGGUGAGAGACACAGCUCACCCACAAGUCGAUCACCAAGUGCAGCGAAAAAUUCAUGAUUGUUACUUAAAGGAAAUGCAAUCAGACCGAGACGCUAAGGCAGAGGAACACAUCUGCAGUGCACAUACAAGAUACACAAGAACUCUGAUUAAAUUUCCAUGAAGUAAUAAUCAUAAAUGUUCUUCUUUGAGCUGCGAAACUCCAAUGCACUCGGUGAUUGACUCGCCAGGGCUCCCCCACAAACAAGCAGCUGCUGGAGGAGAGUGGUUGAGCUGUGUUUAGUCUCUUUGCUAAAGAAACCAGGCAAAGCUGAAAAGAUGUUUGAUGGCCAGUACUAUGGCUGGGACCCUAUAUGUGCUGUUGAUGAAGUUAGGUGCUGUUCAGAGUAUUAUUUGUGGCUAUAGAGUGGCUUUUUGGUUGAGGGUUGCGUGUCGAGAUGUAGACCGCUGUGCAUUGCUAUCAUGCGGUCAUCACUAAAGUUGUUAUAACUAGAGAAGCAAGCGGUUGGAAUAUCCCUUUAAGUUUACUAUGUAUUAAUACAUACAUAUUAAAACCCCUUACAACACCAUUAAUUCUAUUGAUUUAACAAUGACAACACCUAGUUUCUAUACAAACAACAUCAGACUGACAGUUUUUUUCUGAGUCUUGCAUUGUUACGAUUUGAAAUGUAGUUUGAUGAUAAUGAGUAAAACUGAACACUAAAAAUUUUCAUGAGUCUGCAGAGCUUUCAUUAGUCUCAUAUAUAUAUGUAGUAUACAUAGCCAGUGGUAAAUAAUCUUGAGGAACCUGGUCCUGGAUUCACUGUUGUGAAUCUGUGUUACUCUCAGGUGUUUCGGAACGUAGCAUCUCUUCUGUCUGCAGAGCUGAGGUUUGCAACGCUCUUCAUGGCCAUUAUCUGGUUCUGCAUGGCUUUCAGGUGAGCUCAUAGUCCAUUUUUUUUUUGCACUAUCACCUGCAAUUUGAGGCACAACAGAGUAACAGAAAUUUCAGACAACGAAAGGAAAUAUGUUAUGAUUGACAAACUGAGGGGAUUUAAACAAGAAAAUACUGUAAUACACUGCAGGCAUCUCAUCAAGUUGGAAUAAAAGACUGUGCGUCUACAAGAAUACUAAUGGGGCAUAAUCACUCUGGCAAAUGAAUUAUUGUCUCUCAAUCUGCAUUUCUUUACAGUUAUUACGGUCUGUCUGUUUGGUUUCCUGACAUGAUCAAACAUCUUCAGAAUGAGGAGUAUGCGUCCAAGGUCAAGGUAAAGUGAAAGACCAGUAAUCAAGCUCUGCAAAAUAUUGAGUGGAAUAUCCAAGCAGAAAUAUCUAUGGUUUGAAAAUAACCUAAUCAUUUACUAUUGUCACUCUCCAUUAUUAUUGUCAUUGUUCAGGUGUUCCAUAGAGAGCGAGUGGAAAACUUUCAUUUCAACUUUUCAUUAGAGAACCAGAUCCAUAAAGAAGGGGAGUACAUCCGUGACAAGUAAGUCUUAGUCUAAGUCUCACUAUCAAAAACAGCAAGGGUCUGUUUGAUAUGAACUGUGCCUGUACAGAAACAAGGCUGCAGUCUAGUUUUUGUUGUUCCUUUGUUAAAAACACACAAAAAAAACCUUUGGCCUUAAACUGUUCUGAUGCAUCUCUCAAUAGAGGAAAAAAGCUUAAAAAACAGAAAACAUCAGCUGCCUACUCACCCAUGUGUGAUACAGGCAACCCUGAAAGAAGCAGGUGUUCUGGUGAUAUUUUUAACCCACCACCACUUUUCUCUGAGUUACAUAAGAUAUCGUUCUCUGCAACCCUUUUCUUUGAAACGACUCAAUGUUUCAUUUUUUUGUUUUAUUAAUUGAUGAUUGGAUGAGCAAGAUGUGCAGUCCUAUAUUUGUUUCAUAAAGUCACCAUUAAAGUCAUUGUAUAUGAGUAAGGGGUAGUGAAUGCAUAGUGAACUACAGUAGAAGUACAGCAAUAUUAGAAUAUAAAAACAGUUAUUUUUGGUUUUUAACCAAUCACAAUCAAAUAUUCAACAUAGCCAGGUUAUUUGUCAAAAAGCUAAGAGACAUGGCAAGUUACCUACCUGUCAUUAUUUUCUAUGGAACAAAAAGAAGAGUAUGAAUUUAGGUGUGGAUGUCAGCCUGAAAUUUUUGAGGACACUGCUACUUUCCAUUUACUGUUAGGAACAAAAUCUCUAUCUACCAUUCCACUUUCAGAUAUGACAGUAUGACAAACUGUGUUUUGCAUGCGGUGUUUCGUAGCAUGUGAUGUUGUGUCCAUUGAACAUUAGCUAUAUGUUUACAGGUUAUCAUGGUAUUGCAUAUGCUAAUGGACAGAACAGAAAGCCAUUGAAUACCACUGUGAAGACAGUAAACCUUGAAAGGUUUAUGAAGGCUUCGCACCGUUAUCAUUACUGUUGGAUACCAUCUACAGCACAAUCUAUUAUGUUUUCAAGCAUAUGCUACAGGUUUUCUCUAAAGGAAGUGGGAAAAGAUACACCCCCUUAUUUUGUUUAAUUGUAAGCUGGGCAUCAAAGUGUACAUGUAGCAGCUGAAGGACAGAAGCCUCAAAGUCAGUUCACAUGAAAAAACAGCAACAACAUGAGUAAAUGAUUGCAUUGUUGAAAACCUGCUAGCUGACGUCUCUUUGUCCAGGGCUGAGCCAACAUUAUAGAGCGGCAGCAGGUCUGUGUAAAACAAUCACCUCAAGGUAGCAGAAGUCGUCUUGCAUAAUUCAACAAUUCUGGGUAAUAGUAGUGUCCUUGUUUCAAUUUGCAAUUCAAGUAGAUCUGGAGUUUUAACAUGCUUUGAUUUUAUACAGGAAAACAGUCAUGCAUCUGCUGUAAUGCAGCUCUGGAUCCAACCUGCUUCAAAUUAGCAUUUCUAUGAUUUUCUAUUGUCAACUAUAGGCAUCAGGGGCAACUAACCAUUUGCUUGUAGAUUUCAUCUCUUAUUUUCACCCCUCAGCUAACUCAGAAGAUGCAUUUUUCUUAUAUUUUUAUUUCCUCCUUUGGGGGAUUUCCCACCCUGUUAUCAGUAUGCAACACGCUCACUUGAAUGCACAAACAGAGAGGUAGCGAAGAGAAGGAACUGCACAUGGACAAGAGGACUGAAUAUUUAAGGGUUUGGUGCUAUGUUCAAGUGUCCCUCUGAAAUGCUCAUGAGUGUGAACUGACCCUUUUGCAGCUACCAGGCUACAUUUUACACUUAGGGCCAUAACUUGACUUUUAUCAGGUGAUCCCACAGUACCCAAGCCAAUUCUCUGCAACCCCGCUAGUUGGACCAUUAACAAGGCGAUGUAAAAGGAAGUCAUGGCCAGGAGUUCCUCAUCCUGCAUAACAGGCAACAGUUACAUACACUUUUGUGCUCAGCUGUAACUUGAAAUAAAGAGCUAUAGUGGAACUUGGGUUUACAACUUUGUAGCUAUAUAAAGUAAGGGGGAAUGCAUUCAAAGACACUUCACUACUGCAAAAGAAACAGUUCAGUGCAGAUAUACAGUAUCUCACAUAACUGUAUAUCAUCUUAUGUCAAUGACUUUUGCAUAAUUGUAACACACAGAAUGGGUUUUAACUCUGUAUUCAGGUGGAUAUGAAUCAGGCUCCCAUUGAAUAUAUGAUACUGCCGGGUGUAUUAUCAUUAUCAAUGGCUGCCAUCUUGGAUGUACCACAGUUAACCCAUUCGGGUCAUUCUGAUUCUGUGCUGCCACAACAAUACAAGUGAGUCUUGUUACUGUUGGUUUGUGUGUGUGCUGCCCAUCCCAUCCCCAUAGGUUCAUCAAAAUAGAGAUGAAGUCAGUGAAGUUUGAGGAUUCACUGUUUGAAGACUGUCACUUUGAGGACAUCAAGUCCACUGACACGGUGUUUGAGAACUGCACCAUCCGUUCCACUGUCUUCUAUAACACAGGUAGGUUCAGCUGGAGCAGGAGAUGGACAGAAGUGAGGCACAUAUGAGCCAAUGUAGGUCAGAGUGUAAUGUUGGGAAUGUGGAACUUCUCUGUACUCCACAGAUCAAAUUUUAUCUCACCCAACUGUACAUAUUUUUUUCUUUUGAGAAUGUUUUUCUAAAACUCGCGUCAUGUUUGUUAGCCAACAAACAGUGUUGCACGAGAACCUUUAUUUUGACCUCAAUUCAUUUGCUGUAUUUAUUUUAAUAGUCUUUAAAUUGAAUCAUCAGAAUCUGAAUACUUUAUUCAUCCCGGGGGGAAUUCAGUUAAUUGAUCCACCAUUUGGUGAUCUAUUUAAAGUAAAUUGUUGGUACACAAGGAAUUUAGCUUUGAUCCUGCUUCCAGAUUGAGGCUGAUUGUACUGAAGGUAAGACCACUACCUUGUACUGUAUCCCUACAACAGAAAGGAUACAGUGCUUCAACAACAAGGAGAAAAAACUAUCUAAUAUCACAUCACAACUGGUUUUGAAGCUCAAACAAACACCCCUAUUUUGCAAACCAAUUCUGUAAUCUCUGUCAGUAUUUUUGUUAAUUGCAACACAAGAGUGACAAGCCUGUUUUACCAUCAAAUUAAUGACAAAUACUGCUAAUUUACAUGUGUAGCUCAAUGUCAAAAUCUGUGAAAAACACUUUGGUUUUACCUUCACCAUCAAAGUCCAUUAAUCCCUCUAAAACUGAGUUUAACCCUCAAAGUUUUGCCAUACCAUCAACUAUUUCAUGACAGCAGCAAGCAACUAAUCACUGUUAUCUUUUUUUUUUUUUUUAUCACACUCACAAUGACACAGCACAUAGUAAGAGAAGUUUAAAGCUUUACAGCCCAAUAUUAUCACAGCCCAAUAUUAUCACAUCCUCCUAUUGAUUUUUAUAUUAAAGUUGGUGAAAAGUCAGUAUGGUGUUAACUGUCCUAGCUAACAAUGGUGUAGCAAAUAGGAGUGAGCAGUGCCUGGCUCACACUAAUAACACAGAAAUCAGCCUGCAUGUUUACAGGACUACAGAGGUGUGUAUAAAUACCAACAAAUUAUAUCACUGAUUAACCACAACAACAAAGAGAGGCACUUUGACAGGACAAUGUGCUCUCUUAAAAAAAAAAAGCUUUUAUCAUAUCUAUAUAUAUUUUUUUCUUUACUUCAUUUUAAUUCUUUUGUAGAUCUUUGGGAGGAGAAAUUCAUCAACUGUAAGAUGGAGAACACCACCUUCGAGCACAACAAGCAUGGCUGCCACUUAGACACUGUUGAGGAAAACGAUGUUCUCAUUUACCUGGUCAGCUUCCUGGGCAGCCUGGCAGUGUUGCCAGGCAACAUCAUCUCAGCCCUCUUCAUGGAGAAGAUUGGCAGGGUCAAAAUCAUAGGUGAUGUUUGAAUUUUGUAAAACAUUAUUGAUGAUGUUUUCAUGAUCAAUCCAGGUGCAAAUGUUGCAAUGUUAUUCUUGCAUCUGUAUGUAGAGACAUUACUCUAAAUACCAUAAAUUUAAAAGGACAUUAUUUUCAUCAACCUUGUAAAACUGAAACCUCUAUCCUUAUAAUAACCUUAAAAGUUCUUUAUCUAGGCUAAUGCAGACAAUUUCUUGUCAAAUAUCUUGACAAACAGGUGACAAGAAAGAGUCAGGGUUACACACAGUCUUGCAGAUAUUGAAUAAAUAACACAAGAAACAGUCAAAACUUCGAACUAACUGAGUUAUUUUUUCAUUUCUUAAGGUUAUAUAAUAACCAGUGACAGCAUUUUACACUCCAUAGUAUUAAUUGAAGUGACUGCGCUGUCCUCUCAGGUGGCUCCAUGCUCAUAUCAGCAGGCUGUACCUUCUUUCUGUUCCUGAGCUUCAGCCAGUCAGCCAUCAUUGCCCUGCAGUGUCUUUUCUGUGGCGUCAGUGUAGCAGCAUGGAACGGCAUCGAGGUGGUGACCGUGGAGCUGUACCCUGCUUCUAAAAGGUAUCAUCUAUCAUAACAGAUGACAUUUCAGGUAUCAUCUAUCAUAAUAGCUGAUAUUUCAUACCCCAAAGUCCAGUGAAAAUCUAAGUAAAGGAUGCAACAUGAAAUUGAAAACCCACUGAGCAAGUAUGUGGAAAGUUAGUUAAGAAAAGCAUUGUCGAUCCAGGGUUUGAAUUAUCUUCUUAGCAUCAUGAAACUUGAGAUUUGUUUGGGGAAUACACAAGCCAAGUAUGUUAUUUGGAAUGCAGCUGGAAAGCAAACUGUCAUGUGGUCCGUCAUGCUCUCUCUCGCCCUCUUGUAGUUAAACACACAAAGGUCCACAUUUUUAUGCCCCAUUGUGUCUUCGGAUCUCCAACACUCAAAAACUACUAACAGGUAGUUUAGGUUUGGAUAUAGACUGUAUAUAGCUGUCUCCUAAAGUCUUUGUCUUGUGUCUGUUCAUCAGGGCCACAGCAUUUGGCGUGUUGAACGCUCUGUGUAAGCUUGCAGCCGUGCUGGGCAGCUCUAUCUUCGCCAGCUUUGUGGGCAUCACCAAAGCCAUCCCAAUUCUCCUCUCCUUCUGUGCACUGGUGUGUGGAGGCCUGGUGGCCCUCAAACUUCCCGACACGCGGGAGAAAAUCCUCCAGUGA